Molecule: messenger RNA, 2658 nt
Organism: Mizuhopecten yessoensis (Yesso scallop)
Lineage: Eukaryota; Metazoa; Mollusca; Bivalvia; Pectinida; Pectinidae
Product: beta-lactamase domain-containing protein 2-like
Exons: 9
Coding region: 162-1427 (421 amino acids)
Source: RefSeq, a predicted model, not a curated record
AAACACAGAGCUGUGUGUUCUACAUUUUGACACACCAGUGCUAAAGUUCGACACCGUCAAUACAACAGCAGCGACACAGUCACUCACAGCUCAGAACUCGGCUAGGAGGCAGAUUACUGAAUAAAACUACAGAUUACACAAAGGACAUAUAAUCUACCAAUAUGUCUCGAGCAAAAACUAAGAUUUAUGUGGAUGGCUUUGUGAAGCCUGGCUUUGAGAAGAUUCUACAGACGUUUAAGUAUAACCUGGAUCAGGGUCUGGAGAGAGGAGGGGCGUUUGCUGCCUACUACAAAGGAGAGCUGGUGGCCAAUGUCUGGGGAGGAACUGCUGAUGGGAAGUCUGGAGUCUUCUGGAAAAAGGAUUCUCUCCCUUGUUUUUACUCGACAACAAAGUCCAUGUCAGCUGUUGUCAUAGCUCACCUUGUCGACAGGGGGUUACUGAACUAUGCAGAAAAGGUGAAAACGUACUGGCCAGAAUUUGCUCAGAAUGGAAAGGAAAGUGUUUCACUGGAGCAGCUUAUCAGUAACCAGGCUGGUGUAGCUGCUUGUGAUGAAAAGUUUCAGAUGGCUAUGGUCCAAGAUAAUCCUAACAAACUUGGCGAAAUCCUUGCAAAACAGAGGCCACUGUGGAAACCAGGGACCAACCACGGCUACCAUCCAAUCACAUUUGCUCUGUAUCUGGACCAGAUUGUCCGGCGUGUGGACCCUAAACGGAGAAGUCUCGGACUUUACUUCAAGGAGGAAAUUGCUGAUCCUUUUGAUUUAGAAUUUUACAUUGGGCUUCCAAAGUCCUUAUACUACCGCGCCCCAAGAGUUGUGAUGAUGAAAAAGUUUGAUGUCGCAGACUACAUCGCAAAUUUCAAAGGAGAUUUGAAGAUUUUAGAGAUGACUUCUGAUAAUCCGACAGAUUUCCGUAGCGUGCGGCGUAUGAAUGACCCAGACAUCAGGUGUCUUCCCGUCGGGUCUGUCUGUGGCCACGGGACAGCCGAAGCUGUGGCAAAAUUUCACGGUAUCCUUGGUAACGGUGGGGUGCAUGAAGGCAAGAGGAUGUUAUCAACUGAGAGUAUCCGGAGAAUUCAGGAAAUGAAGGUCGGAGGUUUUGACCUCUCCUUCAGUAUGGACGGAAUGUGGAGUCUGGGCACGAUGGUGUUUCCGGUCUUUGAAGAUGGAAAGAAGAUGACAAUGUUCGGACAUGGUGGUUACGGGGGACAGAUGGGGUUGGCCGACUCUCACUACAAGGUCGGUCUAGCUUAUGCCACCAACCACCUCGAUGCCACGUCCCGAGCCGGGGCUGAUGCUGACAAACGAUGGCCUUCCAUGUACAACACACUGUACAAGUGUAUACAUGAGAUUGAGAAUGUGAAAGCCAAUCGGAAAACUCUCUACCAAUUUAAUGAUUAUAAAGUUUUUACUGAAAGCAAGCUGUAAUGAAAAGUGGGAAUAUCAGGUGGUGAAACUGAAACUAGAUAGAAGGUCUUUCUGCCUAGAGAGGAUCUGGAGACCACCUGUCUAUCUAUUUGACCUGCCCAAAGUGCCUAUGUAUGAUUCUUGACAGACUUUUUGAUUUAAUUAAAACUUGGAAGACUGUUAAAUGUUUUCAGCUGGCACAAAGGAUCCGAGAGCUUACUGAGCGAGACUGUGCUAUCUCAGUCUCAGGUACAUGAAGCCAUAAGAUUCUGUAUCAUCCCAACACCUCUUGCAACCACUAACACCUCGGCUGGAAUUAUAAAGAAAAUGGAUAUAAUCACAGCAUACUCAAGCAUCACCAGUAAGCAGGUUUUAAAGUUUAUUUGGCAGACUAUUUUUGCCUAAAAAAUUAAGGCUUCAUCAGGACAAUUUUACAAUGCUUUAGACACCUAAAGCAUUUUUUUCGAGGUUCACUUUUAUAUUGUGAUGUAAUGGACAAUGAGCUUUAGUCAAGGACAGAUAAACAAUGGUUAGCAACAGAACAGUAUGACGUCAUCAACAUUAGUAGUGUUGUUAUGGACAUAUGAGGCAAGGUACAUUUCUUUGUUACAAGGAAAUCACUGUUCACAUAAAUGUAAAUGAAGAAAAUAAAACUAGUCGGCAAAAUAAACUUUACAACAAAAUGUAUUGGUGACAUUUGAGUAUGUUGUGAUUAUAUCCAUUUUCUUUGUACGUGCCUAGAUUCUGUAAUCUGGUAUCCAUACUCAAAGCGAAGCGCCCCACUGAUUAACCCACAAACCUUCACCUGACGUUGGCUCCAUUAUAACCUUAAUUUAAUCAGCUGGAAUUACAUUACAGAAUCUUACCCCUUGACCGAGAUAACCAGAUCUCAUUCAGUUACAGGCCAGGGUAUAUAUAUUAUCCCAGACACUUCUGUCCAGAGAGAUUGUUUUGUUAAGCGACAAUUUCUGUUGACCAGCGGAACAUUUUACCUUCCUAUAGCUGGAGCACUACCUGCCCAGAGAGAGCAUGGACUUCCUGUAGAGAAACGGGUGUGAAUCAUUUAACGAAUCCUAUAUGUCUGUGAUAUUCUAGUCAGAAAUAUUGGUGCUUUAAUUUUUUAUUUUCAGGAAAUAUUUUGAUCAAAUGUAAUGUCAAAUCUGUUAUGUACAUUGAAAUUUGUAUGUUUGAUAUAGAUGUUGGUGAACAUGUGACAUAUUAAAUAAAUAAAUAUACUUCAUUUGAUGUAGUG